ACAGUAGUAGCACACGAUAACUUCGACUUUCUAUUCUUUGCAAUUCUUUUGCAAUUUUUGCGAGAAGCCAGUUUGCCCUCAUUUACUGUUAAUGGCAUUUUUCCUUAGAUACCUGCACAUCACUCUUUUGUGUCUGAUCUGAACUUUCUUUGCUAUUCAUCUCCCAUAUAUACCAAUACCAAUGUGGUCAUUCGGAACUACCAUGACGAUGGCGAAGGAUAAAGAGCCUCCACCGUCGUCUUCCUCUUCAUCCCCCUCUACCCCUCCCAUAACCGAGUCUUCCGUUCAAUCUCCUCAAAAUAUAUUGCCACCACCCGAACCACGACCGCCAAUCCUGUCGCAACGCUCCCUGCAACAACUAGGCGUAUUUUUUGCCGGCGCAGGCUUUCUCGCCCUUUCGACUCUGAUCACGAGGCGCUCAGUCAAUAGGAAGAUUCGGGCAACGAUACCAAAAUUCUAUGAACCAAGCAAUCGUCCGUCCAAUACCUUGCCAUCAGACAGCUCUUUAAUAGCCCUCGAGGCUUUAAAUCUAGCCACCCUCAAUGUUAUGGGAUUUGGUAUCAUGGCUACUGGUGGCAUAGCUUGGGCAUUUGACAUCUCCAGCGUCGAGGAUUUAAGAAACAAGGCGCGACGACAUAUUGGUCCUGCCGGUGGGAAAACCGACGAGGAGGCGGAGCGUGAAGUGGAAGAAUGGGUGGCGCGUGUCUUACUGAGAAAAGACCAAGAAGAACAAGAGACCAAACCGCCACCAAAGAAGGACAAUUAAUCUUCUUGAGUUCAAAUACGAACACUGGCAAGAGAACGGAUUCGGCUCCUAGAGCACGUCUAGCCGAUCAGCCAUGUCUUCGCAAUGCCAUCCCUUAGUCGGUGAUUGGUGACUUGUAAUAAAGACUUUUGUGUCGAGCGAGCGAGAUACUUUUUGGGCAAGCCACACAGGAUUCUCUGUCUUAGCUACCUAUGUAUUACCACCGCGCUUACGAACGUACACUGUAUCUGUUGGGAGGUAUUCGCACUACAUACUUGGGUGGCGCUCAUUCGGCUUGACCUCUACCCGCCCAGGACUGCUUUCUCAUGACGGCCCAUGAAAUCAAAUUGAUCAACUAUCACCGACCUGCCG
Hypoxylon fragiforme is the source of this 1117-nucleotide messenger RNA. RefSeq lists its product as uncharacterized. The transcript has a single exon. The record is from RefSeq and is a predicted model, not a curated record. NCBI's taxonomy places the organism in Eukaryota, Fungi, Ascomycota, Sordariomycetes, Xylariales, Hypoxylaceae. Bases 182 to 766 code for a protein of 194 amino acids. Gene Ontology annotation, cellular component: mitochondrion.